Molecule: messenger RNA, 33016 nt
Organism: Porites lobata
Lineage: Eukaryota; Metazoa; Cnidaria; Anthozoa; Scleractinia; Poritidae
Source: the annotation of a GenBank genome assembly
CUUAAUGUUUCAGUGUAUAAGUACAUUUUUUUGUUUUCAGCCGAGAGUAACAUGUAUCCCUAUGGUUUGAACAACGGUGAUAGCGAGUUUCGUUUUGGCGACUCCUACUAUUACUACUAUGGCCACUGCUUAGAACUCAAAGUAGAUCGCUUUGGAUUUCCAUUUUUCAGCAAGAGGCAUUACAAAUUACAUGUACGUAUGAUCCCUUGAUAUGUAAACUGCACCAAGGAAGUUUCAAAGAUGCCCCAUCUGCUGUUCGAAAACAGCAGUAGUAGUGGGCCCUUGUGAUAUCUUCUUUUCUGUUUAGUGUUUUCGAAUUGCGUGUUUAGCAUUUUGUCUGACAGACACCCAAUUAUCUACUGGAAAUCAUGUUGUUGUUGUUGUUGUUGUUUUUUUUUUCAUUUUUAUGUGGCUAGUAAAUAACAUAUAUAUAUAAUUUCGCGAAUCCACAGGUUUUCAGGCUUUUGCUUCUUGCCUUCUCCCGUAAACUCGACAAACAAUCGAACUUUGUCUAUCACAACUUCCAAUUUAAAGUACAUUUAUCAAAUUUACUUUGCAGAUAUGCCGCAAUGGAAAAAUACAACUAAAUUAUGAGUGGAGUUUUUGGUGGCCUCAAAAGUUCGGUGUGUAUAGAUGGUUUCGAAAUUAUGCAAUCAUCGCUCCAUUCUGGGCUCUCACGGACGAGUAUAUUGCUUUUAAAGCUAAAUAUUCAAAAGUGUAUUAUCACGUGUACAGUCAAGACACUGAUCCUACAAGAAUUCUGGACAGAGCCUCGAAGCAUGUUCAACAGUUUGGUGGAGAAGCAUUCUCAAACUUUCAAGCCAAAUGGGUUUUGGUUGUAACCUGGGAAAACUUAUGUCCCUACGUUUAUUAUCCAUGGUACUACUAUUACUACAACUGGAUAAUACCCAAUCUUAAUUGUCGAUGGGUAAGUAAUAGUUACUUCUCUUAUGAGGAGUAAAAAGAGACGCUUUGUUCAUAAAUAAAAUUUUUCAGUUGCUGGUUUCCCUGGGGCUGGACAUCGCCCAUAGAGAAGCCAAGCGGGGUUUGUAACCCCGGCCCUGCUUAGGAUAAAAAAAGAAACCCGAAAGGCCCAUUCUGUAUACAUGGUUUACGUCAUAGAAAGUGCGGCGUACAGGGUAAUUUUCACGAGCUGUUUGUGUCAAAAUCCGAAUGAACGAGUGAGGGUCUUUUGAUACAAACCAACGAAUUAAUACAAGCCCGUAAAAAGCGCUUUUUAAGACGUGAGCUGUUUAUUACACGUAUAAAGAGAAUUUUCACGGAACUAGAAAAAGCAGAUCGCAAAUAUUUGAACCAAAUGCAAAUUUAAUAGAAAUGGCAAAUCUCACAGCCCAGUAAGUUCCCAUCGAAAUAAAGUGCUGAACAGAAAAUGCACUUACAAGCUUGAAGCAAAAGACCUCAGCGAAGUGGGCACGUAUUGUUCGGCAUCGAUAAAACAUGGACUGGAUUAAUAAAACAUGGAUUAAUAAAACAUGGAGUGAUAUAACGAGGAUUUAUGACCAAGUAAGGGCUGUUUCAAACGUCGUGCUACUGCCGUGCUAAGCUGGCUCGACUGUAGCUCGACUGCAACACGACACUAGCACGACUUGGUUUCAGACGUCGAAUUUAAUUCAGUCGAAUAGAACGGCUGUUGCGGAAAAUAAAACACAAAACUAAAGAAACGAUUUAGCAAAAUUUUUAGUGUAUUCUAAUGUAUUUAUAAUUUAUGAAUUGAGUUCGGCAAGGCGGUAGCACAACGUUUGAAAGCAAGUCGAGCUACUGCCCUGUAGCACGGCAAGGCUUGCCGUGCUACACGGCAGUAGCACGACUUGGUUUCAAACGUCAAGCUACUGCCGUGCUAAAGUCGAAUUUAAUUGGAUCAAUUGAGUUCGGCACGGCAGUAGCACGACGUUCGAGUAGCUCCUGCUUUCUGUCACGCAAUAUUUCCGGUCGGACAUGAAAUGAAAUAGGGCCAGUUAUAUUUUAUCUUACUUUUUCUCAAAAGGGUCACUUUUGUUUGCCAACAACAAAAGUAUUUCGUAUAAAAUAGACAGUUUCAUUAAUUAUUCAAACUGUCAAAUUGAUGUUGUCUUUUGGCCAGUGCGGGCGAAGUAUCGCGCCUAUAAUAUCAGGGUGCGAUGGCCCCACGGAGCGGAUACUUGCAUUUGUAGAUCGGCUCAUUCACCCAACAGCGCAGAAACAAGACUCCUAUCUAAAAGAUACGACAAACUUCCUGAAUUUUAUUGCAAGUACAAAAUUGCCUAAAAAUACAGUCCCAGUCUCUAUGGACGUUACUAUCUUACUAGUCUCUACACCAACAUACCGCACGAAGAGGGCGUAACCAUCGUAUGUCAAGCAUACAAAGAUUUCAAGUGCUGUUUCUUAUAUUAACAGAAAACUCUUUCCAAUUUUGCGGUAGCAACUACCUACAAAUCCGUGGAACAGCCAUGGGAACAAAGAUGGCCGUUGCUUUUGCAAACAUCUUCAUGGCCAGAAUAGAAAAACAAAUAUUGAGUCAGAGUUGCAUCAAACCGAUAUUUGGAAAAGGUAUAUUGACGAAGUGUUUUCGCUAUGGAACACGAGUCUAGACAAAAUAGAGAGCUUUGUGGAAAAGACAAAAAACUUUCACUCUACGAUAACAUUGACCGCUGAGAUGUCAUAAACAGAGAUCAUGUUCUUGGACACAAAGGUGUACAAAGGGACUAGAUUCGACAAGGAAUCAAUCCUAGACGUGCAAACACAUUUUUAUUUACAAACCAACAGAAACAUUCCAGUACACGGACUUCUACUCGUGUCACCCAACAGGCGUGAAGAAAGGCUUCAUUAAAGGAGAAGCGCUCAGGCUUCUAAGGACUAAUUCCUCUCAGAUCACAUUUGAGAGGAAUAUCAGAAAUUUUCAAAACCGCCUGUUAGAAAGAGGCUCCCCUGUCGCUAUUUUAAGAAAGUACCUCUCUGAGGUAGAAUUUGCCGACAGGAAAACAGCCCUACAACAGAGAAACAAAUACGCUCGCAAAAAAAAUUCUACCUUUUGUUACACAAUACCAUCCGGCUUUACAUAGCCUGAAGAGAAUACUUAUGGGGAAACGGCACCUUAUACAAAACCAGCAACGACUAAGAGAAAUCUUUAAGGAGCCUGCCCUCGUAUCUUAUCGCAAGAGAAAAUCUCUUAAGGACCUUCUGAAGGCCACAUAACUUCCAAUACGACUAAGUGCAGGAGUCGUGUGAUGCCCGUCGCUUAUUUUUAAUGUUUAAUCUAUGUUUUUUUAAUCCAUGUUUUAUCACUACAUGUUUUAUUAAUCCAUGUUUUAUUAAUCUAGUCCAUGUUUUACCAAUCCAGUCCAGUCCAUGUUUUAUCAAAUGCCGUAUUGUUUUCCGUCUUUUUUUUAACUCGCAGUAGAAAAAUUGCGAUUAACACGUCGAGAUUUCUUGCAUCAAUGUUCUCCAACUCUCUCGGCUCGUUCCUUGAAACUAACAACUUUUUCAACAACGAAACAUCUGUUUUUUCUUAAUGUGUUUGAUGCUGCACAAACUGACAUAAACCUUUCACCGCUUUCAUUCGUCCCCACCAUUUUUUGAAGAAAAAUUUGGAGGAGGCGCCACUAAAAGCCGCCAAAUCUAGAUAGUCAUUUGAAUGCAAACGAUUAACGACUCCCAUUGGCUCAGAAAGGCGUUUACGCUGUCGUUGAUUGGUUAUACUUCAACAUGUGAAAACGGCUGUGCGUUAUUCUGAUUGGCUGUAUAAGCUUUCUCAUAUGUGAAAACAAAGCGUAUAGUUUUCUAUAAAUAAGUUUACCAAAUAAAAUUCUCGUGAUGAGUGUAAUAAAAGACAAAACCUCUUUGUUGUAGAACAAUGUUUGAAACGAUAAACAAAAUAUAGCUAAUGCUACUUUUUAGGAUAAAUUACGACUUUUUUAGACAACGUCGCAAAAAAUUGUGUUCUCAGGACAGAUAAGCUGGAAGUACAUGCCGUGGAUAGCAGUACGUACAUCAAUACUUUAUCUAAUUAAUUGACGAUUGACGUCAUAAAUCUAAUGAACUCAGCAUAUAGUUUUCGUUAUAGGUGGCACGCUUUUAAAAUCACGUUCAUUUUUUUUUCACCCUCGGUGACCCAACCUUUUUGUUGUUGUGUCGUUGUUGUUCUUUGCAGUCUAACACCUUUCAAGCAGUCAUCAUCACAGAUUUCCUCAACUCAUUUUUGAUGUUCAAUUAUCCUCAUGGAGGAAUUCAAUGGGUUGCUCCAGUUUUACCGUAAGUACAGCCCGUUAGACACGUAACACGUAACACGUAACAACCUUCUGUCAAAACUAAGCCAGGAUCUCUCUCGGUCUGACAGUGUCGUCUAUUUAACAUUUCAACGUUCUAUGUGAAAAAUAAAGCUCUGUGGAUGACGGUGUCUCAUAAUUGACAGCUGUUUCCCUGCCCCAUUAGUUUGAUAUUUAUUCUAUUCUCAAUGAAAAUCGCCUAAUCAAAAAGGACGUACAUGCCAAGCGUAUAAAUAAAACUUGCGCGUUAACCUCUCUUCGCUACUCGCCUUUUUACGCGCGUUCACCGACUGGGCAGUCUCUAAUUAAAGCAUACGCGUGCGCGCUAAAUCCUGGUCAACAAAAUCUACAACGUGGUGAAGAAAACUGAAAAAUUCAAUACGGAAAAGGCGUUAGCUUUUUCAAUUUUUCAUAGUGUAAUUGAAGUUUGCUUUUUCUUUUGUUUAUUGAACUUUUGGACUUAACGUUUAGAGAUAUUAAUUAAACACUUGAUAAUAUCGUACUUAACCUUUUGGUUUUUAGAUACUAUUAUUAUUACUGGACAAGGUGGUAUGGCAUCCCCGCUGCUGGUUGGAACGCAGGCGAUAAUGGUCAACACUAUUUAAACAUGAAAGGGUAGGACUAAGAAAUUUCAUAUGUUACUAUCUUUGUUUCCUUGGAAGUACUAUACUUCCUGUUACUUGCCGCAAAAAAGCAAGAAAGCAAGAAACGGUUCGUGUUUGAAAUUAAACUAAAUGAAUUUUUUAAGGUAGCUCGAUGGGGUUUUUCAAGGCCAAUACCUCCCAAGUUUGAGAAUAAACUACAUCGUCAUUAAAUUUGGAAAAAUACCACCACAGCUGUAUUAGAUAAAGAAGAAAAAUGGUCAUGAUCUGUGUUACAAAGACAUCAGGGUUGUCACAGCAACGAAAUGACGCCAUUAGCUAUUUUAUUUGCAGCCGUGUUUCUCCGCAUUAGCUUUUUCCUCUAAUAGCUGCCUCGACGUUGGUGAAGUUUAAGCGAAACAUAUGAGAGGGUUAUCGAGAUAUUCUGGGAUGAAGUUUUCAUGGUUAGAAAUAUGGUAAAAACUGGAAAAUCUUAAUAUGCAACUUCUUUGUCCGGUAACAUUACAUACAAUACAAUACAAUGCAAAUUUUAUUGUCAACUCCCCAUGGGGACUUUUCAGAGACAAGCAUUAAUAGUACAGGUAAUCAAAAAAAGAAAAAAAAAAGGAUCACAAAGUGAUUAUCAAUAAACUAUUAAGAAACUAUUUACAUAUAAAUUUAUGGCAUUAAAAAUUGAUUUAAGAGGAAGGCUUUCAAUUUACGUUUGAAAAUGAUAAGAGAUUCACUUAAUUUAAAAUGGGGUUUUAACGCAUUCCACAAUGUUACAGUUCUGUAAUAAAAAGAUCUCAGUCCCGACUUGGUUUUAAAAAGCGGUAUAUUAAGCUGAGAAGAUGAUCUGGUCGUCCGACCACUGAUAUUCCCUCUGGAGAUAAAAUUUGAACUGAGGUAGUUUGGUACCUGACCUGUCAUAGAUUUAAAGGCCAAGAUGGCGUCUCUUAGAUACAGGUGGGACUAAACUGGUAUCCAUCUCAGGUCUUUCAGGGCUGGAGAUACGUGAUCAAACUUCCUUGUCCCAGAAACUAUGCGAGCAGCGAAAUUCUGUACUCCUUGUAGUUUGCGUAUAUUGCUGGCAGAAGUAUUCGACCAGACGGACGAGCAGUAAUACAACUUACUAAACACGAGAGAAUUAAUUAUUGUAACAAGUAUGUCUUUUCUAAAUAUAUGUUGAACUCGGCUAAUUUGCCCUAGGGCAGACAUACAAGAUGAUGCUGUUUUAAUUAUGUGGUCGUUGAAUGAGAGUUUACUAUCAAACGCUACACCCAGGUCCUUAACAGAGUCGACGGGUAAAAGUUCUUUACCCAAGAGGGUAAGGCGAAAAUCCUGAAGUUUCGAUAUCAUUUGCCGACUUCCAUAUACAAUCAGUUUAGUCUUGUCCGGGUUCAGGAGUAGCCUAUUAUUAAAACACCAAUUACGUAGUUUAAUAAGAUCAUCGUUCAUCGCGGCCAUAGUCGGUUCACAGUCCUGCACUUGGAAUGACAUAAGCAAUUUAGUGUCAUCAACGUAGCAGUCCGUGGAACAGUGCGGUGGGAUUGAUGGCAAGUCAUUGGUGUAAGCCGGGAAGAGCAAAGGACCGAGGAUACUUCCUUGGGGAACACCGUACCGUACCUCAUUAGCAGGGGUUCGGAAAGAGCAGUAUUUAUACGCACAGCUUGGUACCUGUUUGACAAGUAGCCCUUGAACCACAGGAUGGCAGAGGAUGACAAGCCAAUAUCUUGUAAUUUUUUAAGCAGAAUAUUGUGGUUGACACUGGCGAAUGCUUUGCUCAUAUCAAGGAGAACUACUGCUUAUGUUUUCUUUUGGUCAAUUGCGGUGAGAAUGCGAUCAGAAGUGUAGAUCAGUGAAGUCUCGGUGGAAUGCAACGAUCAUUCUCUCCCAAGGAGGGCAUAAGUUGAUUUAAAGCGAUACGCUCACAUAGUUUUGAAAGAACAGGUGAUAGGGAUAUAGGGCGGUAGUUAUUUGGCUUUUCGUGAUCGCCUUCUUUCAACACGGGGAUCACUUCAGCUGUUUUCCACUCAAUUGGAGGUAUUACUUGCGAGGGACUCGUUAAUCAUAGACGUCACGGACGGCAAAAUAGCAGGAAGGCUAUACUUGAUCACUCGAAUGCUGAUUUUGUCAAUCCAAAUGAACUUGAACUUGAUUGGCUCACCAUCGAAGAGCUACUGCGUUUACGUAGCGUAUUCAUGACCUUUUAAUCAAUAGUGCUGUGCUCAGUUAUUUUUAAAGUACUAAGCUUAUAAAACGCUCAGAAACUCACUCGUAUUGCACAGAGCAAUCAACUUAACCUCCCUCAGUGCUGAACCUCCUCCGCACAGUGUGCCUUCCGCUUCAGUGCUUCUGAAUAUUGGAACAGUCUUUUCAAGAUAUUAGAAACUCUGCCUCUGUUGAGGUUUUAAAGGUUGAGGCUUGAGAUAAUCAGAAUGCGGAAACAGAAAAUUUACCCGUAGUUUGUUGAUCUUUUCAAAAUAACUGUUUAUUAGCUUUUUAACUUUUCAUAAUUGUUGUCUAAGCAUUCAAAUUCAAUUGUAACUUAAGUUUGUCUUUUAUACAUGUAAUUUUUACUUAUCUCUUACAUUAUACUUAGUCCAUGAUUUUUAGUAAAAAUCAUGUAAAUUAAUUCUGAAAAACCUAAUUGGGAGAAUUAAUAAAGUGUAUUGUAUGUCAUGGUAACCCUGAUCAUAAAAACUUUUCAUCUUUACAUAAUAGGGCGGUGGUGGUAAUUUUUCCAAAUCUAGGUUAAUAUGGCAACGUAGUUUGCACAAACUUGGGAGGUAUCGAAAAACCCUAUCGAGCCACUUUAAAGUAUUUUAUGUAUUUAUUUUAGUUCGAAAACUUUGUAUGGCAUGUAUGAUCUGGACAAGAGGGCAGGAAACACAGGAUUGACAGGAAGCUAUUUUUGGAGGAUUGACAACAGUGAUGGAAGAAAGGCACUGGAUAGGUGUUUCACUUGGGCUUUCUUUCAAGGGGAAAUCAACUUUCUCUACUGGCACACAGUCUAUGUUAGGUGGGACUGGCGCAUGGCCUGUCCUUGCUCGGGUUGGCAAGCAUGGUUUGACAGAAGAUUCUUCUGGGACUGGCGAAAGUAUUCCUGGCCCAAUUGGUGCUUCGAGUCCAGACGAUCAAAGUAUAUUUGGUAUUACACUGGUAGACGAUUUGUAUAUUUCAGCAUGAGGCAACUUUGCUGCUACUCCACGGAUUGGCAGGACUGGGGCUCUCUUAAGAUUGGAUCCCCUGACGGCAGCCGUGUUAAAAUGCAGCUUCAUUAUUAUUACAGCUAUUGGUGGUGGUGGAAUCGUGAUCAAAGUGUUUACAACGACCAGCAGGCCUAUAAAUAUUGCUGUGUUGAUAUACCAUUUUGCGAUUUGUUCUACUAUUAUCGCCCGUCUGAUGACUGUCGGCAGUAUAUACCUCCACGAAGACGUGAGUAUAUUCUACAUACGCUCUCUAUUCCUUCGCUAAGCACUAUAACCUACUGGCUGACCAAAUACAUCAACAUACCAAAAGACUGAGCUGCCUAUAAGGGGAGGCUUCUCCCGAAAAGGGUACCUUUUACAGGCUUCAGCUAAAUGACAGCUUAGUUAUUUCACUAGUUAAGUGUAAUAAAGAGUAGUCCUUUGGUCUGUAAAAACGUUCUAAAAUUUUUCGAGAAAGCGACUAUUGAUAUUUCGUAUUUUAUUCGUAUUUCGGUCAAAAUUGGUAUGUAAAAGGGUAAGGGGCUGCACUUCAGGGCGGAACCUCCUCGUUUAAACCUUUUUUAAGUAUCCCCCCGAGGGGCGGUUGAUCGACCGACUAAACAACCUACCAACCCAAUUAAAAGACAGUCGAUUGACUAAAUUAUCGAUUGCAAGAAGCUAACUGACUAACGGCCUGAGAUGAUAAAUUACAUCGAUCUACCGCCAACCCUAACGAUGUACAGAAGUAAGGACUGGGGUGGACAAAGGGGCUUGCUGUUUAACGACUGAUUGAUUGAUUGAUUGAUUGAUUGAUUGAUUGAUUGAUUGAUUGAUUGAUUGAUUGAUUGAUUGACUAACUCUUGAAUGCCUGUGGACCGUUGAGCGGCUGGCUGGCUUGCUGACUGACUAGACGACGGCAGAAUACGGGGGCACCCAACGACAAUUUUUGGAAAAUAUCUGUUCAGAAGACGAUUUGAGAUUAAGAAUUUUCGGAACAUUUGUUGUAAAUGUCGUGCUUGCCUGCCUCUCCUAGGAUUUUCGAACAUCUAAAAAAUGGUGUAAUUGCCCAUUUUUAACGGAUUUUUACCCUAGAGGUCACCUAGAAUUUUCGGGAGCCUUUUUUCUGGCUGAAAGUUUCGAAAAGGUAAGUUUUGAUCCCUAUAACUUUCGCAUCACUAAACUUUCAGCUAGGAAAUCCGAACAGAUAAAAAAUUGUUGGGGAUAAAAAUAUGCCUAUAUCUACCGUUUAAAUACUAAAAUACGUUCAACAAUUCAGUGUUUAAGUGGAUUUGAACUAUAUUCUCGUUGGGUGCCCCUGAGAAUAAAGUAAAAGACCUGAAUGGCAUCACCGAAUUGAACGACUUACUAACUCUUAAAAUGUUUCCAUGCCUUUCAAUUUCAAAGGUUGGUUUUGGGGAGAUCCUCAUUUCAAGACUCUGGAUGGCGGGAAUUAUACUUUUAAUGGCCUCGGUGAAUUUGUGAUGAUCGAUGCACAAAACGGAACCUUUCAACUGCAAGCCAGAACAAGCCUGGCCCAGGGAAACUCGACUACUGCCACUAUUUUUGCAGCUGGAGCUGCUAAAGAAGAGAACACGAGUAUCGUUGAAGUAAGAGUGAAGAAAGGAGGUAAGAGAUGAAAUAAAAGUCCCUGGAUAUUUUACGCGCAGAAAAUUAUUAAUAAGAUGCGGUUGAAAAAUUUUAAUACCCUCGAACGUCGACAAGUGGCCCAUAGUAACAAUGGUGGAACGAACAUUUGAUUGCAUGUGACAUCACCUUAAAAGGCAUCCUAAAAUCAACAACAGAAAAGCGUUGUAAAGCCUACUGUGCAAAUAAAGGCUGAGAUCGCUGAAAAAAAAAGCUCAACGAACAUAGCAAUGAGUGUAAGGGAGUUCAAAUUGAAACUGCGGCAAACCUCGUUUCAGCAAAUAUAAUAAUACAUCAAAUGGGUAUUUUUAAGAAUUCUUUUUUUCUCAUAGGUCUGUAUUUUCUCUUACUUUUUCUUUUCUUCUUUCUAUUUCCUUUCUUUUAGGGUUAUUAUUACUACUCAGUAUUUUUUUCUUCUUCUCGAGAUACAUUAGCUUUUACAGCUAGAAUGUAAUUCUGAGGUUUAAAUAAAGGUGAUGUUGUGUUAUGUUAUGUUCUUAUGUUGCGACAACGAUCACAGAGACAGAAGUUAGUUUGGUUGGUUUCCAUGUCAUAGUAGUCACAAAUGUCAUGAUUUUUCAGACCGCUAGACGUUUUAGCGACUUUAUUCGGUGACCACAAAGAGAAACAAGGCUUGAUACAGCUUGCAUAUAAACGGCAAAAAACUUCACCACCUUUACAAACACAGCUUCUUUAAAACAUUUUUUGUUUUGUUUUUCUUAUCUCUUAAGGUGGAAUUGACAUCCUUAUAGACCACACAAUUUACAGCAAUUACAGCAGUCUGUCUAAUGAAAGUGUAAACGCAGGAAGAAAUCUUUCCAUCUCAAAACCAGAAGAAAACUGUUUAGAGGUUUCCUUUCCAUCACUAACGUCCGUAAAAUUCUGCGAGAAAAAGGAAAUGAUGUCGUUUAUUGUAACUCCUGGAGAUGAUUAUAAAAAUGCCACAAAAGGGCUGCUAGGAACAUGGAAUGAUAAUCCAAAUGACGACUUCACCUUGCCUGAUGGGACGGAGCUGCCUUCGUCUUUAACUUUAAGAGAGAUUCACUUCAAUUUUGGCGUUAAGUGUAAGUUUAAUUGCUUUGUAAAAUGACUUUAGAGCUUACAAAUUGUGUAUCAAUAGCAUAAAUGAUAGAAAAUAGUAAAUUCUCCGUGGGACGAUCAUAGUUAAAGUGCACUUAGCUGCUAGAGCUAGUUUUAGGCACUCACUUGAAAAGAUAUUAUGUACACAGAGUCAGAAUCCUGAAUUGUUAAGAGGCAACCAGUUAAAUUCUCGAUGAUUUCUAUAUCUUUACUAAAACAAAGCAAUUCUUUUAAGGGCGUUUUAUUAAUUUCAAAAUAGUACAAUUAUGUACCCACAAUUAGCUAUUCUCUGUGGGUAAGAAUAAGAGAGAGUGAGUUUAUUCUCUCUUGGUAACAAUACAAUACUAGUCUGCAACAAUACUGAGACCCUUCCAUGGUUUUGACAGGGAAAAUCCGUCAACACUUCUGGAAAAAACGCCUUCAAAUCAGUAAAAUUGCCCAGUUUAAAAAUGAUUUUUUGAAAACUAACCAACUCAAGAUAUAGCUCUGCCAAGUCAAGUCGCGAAAUUUUACAGAGGUUUGUGUGGUGGGGUGCAAGUUCGUGCCCCCACCAAACAAAGGUCUGUCAAAUUUCGCGCGUUUAUGGAGCAAUAUCUUUGCUCUUUUUGGGUGUAUCACCUUUAAACUUGGUAAGUUUUCUUAUUCUAAGGCCCACUUUCCAGUGGUGUUGAUCAGAGAUAUUCGCUCACUACUCUUUAUUAAAGUUGUAAGAAACCGUGGAAGGAUCUAUUAUCCAAAUUCCAAGAGUCGGGAAAGAAAGAAAAAUGAUUAUAGAGAAAACGGCAAAACAAGAUAGCACUAUAGUCAGUGCGCUCACUACAUUUUAUAAGGAAUUACCUUCCGUAGAUAUCAGAGGUGUCCAAUGUAGUUUUGAAGGAUGGUAAUUAAUGUCAACCAACUGGUCCAAGUCUUAAUCAGUCUGAUCUCAUUUAUUGUUGAUUAAACUUUUAAUUAAACUUUUUUUAAUUUUUUUUUUGUGAAAUAAUGAUCUUUUUCGCUCAAAACGCUUCCUCCGAGUAAGCCUACAAUCACGCCAGUUUAUUCAGUUUUCGAACACUCAAGAAAUUAAGACAUUUAUGGUGGAAAUUACAGGAUGGUUCUCCAUGAUAUAACUGCUUUUAGCAAGGGAAAAAAAUAGAACGACGUUAAAGAUAUGAAAAACGUCUUAUUAUAUUGGUUGGUCCUGUAUAGUCGCCUUGAAGAAGUAGCUAUUGUAGUAAAGGAUAUGUCCAAAGAGUAGUUACUGAAUGAACUCGUUGUUGGCCUUAAUGUGAACUCCAAUAAUAGCAAAUAAAUAGAGAAAACUAAAGACAAUUUUAUACUCUUCAAAAUAAUGUUUUAUUGGUGUACUUUUAGGGCAAAUCAACCAAUCUCAAUCAUUGUUCACGUAUGCUCCAAACGAAAGUGUGCAUACUUUUUCCAAGCCUGACUUUGAGCCCAUAUUCGCGGACAAUAUCACGUGGCAUAACGAUAGUUUAAAGCAAGAAGCGGAGGAACAAUGUGGAGAUGAUCACGAGUGCUUAUUUGACGUAGCUUCAACCAAUGAUCUGUCUGUUGGCCUAGUAACCAAGGAUAUCAGUGCUCAGUUGGUGAAUGAGACAAAUGCUCUUGGUAAGCAGAUCGUAAUACAGUGAAAUAUGUAAAUAGUCAGUCCUAGUCCUACUAAACGGAAACAAGGGAAAGUGCCUGGAGUGUAUGCUUAAUACAGGUAUUGCCGCAUGAUCAUGCAGAUAUCAAGAAUUGUAAUCAUGAAAGUAUUUACCCUUAUCAUUUGAAAAAGGUAACCCCACUUUUAGUUGAAAGUACACUUAAAAAAAGUAUAGAUUACCCCUUCGCCAACUAUCACUUGGUUAAUGGCCAUUUUCAUACUAGAGACGACGGAUAAUUCAUCAAAAUCUGUCAAAAUUGACGGACAAACAGAUGUAUAAGGUCACGCGGACUGUUCAUCUAAAAUUAAAACCGUUUCAUUUUCAAAUUGAGACGUAUUAUGUCUGACGCGAAUUAUCUAAUCCGUAUCAGAUGGAUAAUCCGUCUCUGGCGUAAAAACAGCCAAUGAGUGAGAUAUCUGAUCUUGUCCCUCUUCUUUUAAUGCUUCUACAAUGUAUAAUUUUUUACUCAGACAACUUUCCACCCAAGAUUGUAAACGUUUCAAGUGAAAUAAAUGUCACGCUGGAUAAGACAGUUCAGUUAAAUAUUACAGCAGAAGAUGAAGGCAUAAUUACAUUUCGAGUGAUCAAUAAACCAUCAAGUGCCAUCGUGAACACGAGUGGAAAUGUACUUCUCUUUACCUGGUCUGUCACAUCAACAAAAAGGGUAGGAUAGUGUACUUACCUGAAUAACAAAGGAAAUGAAACAUUCGGCGAACAUGGACGACUUCGCCUAAAGUGAAACAGGAUCAUACUCUUAAUAAAACUUCUUUAUCAUUCUUUAAGUUUUUUUUGUGUAUUCACUUUGAAGUUUAUACCAGAAAGAAAAAUCAACUAUUGCUUAUUUUUGUUCUUCAGGAUAAAAACCCCAGUUUGAUCAUUUGACUUGAAUGAUCAGAAAACAAAUCGAGUUUGGUUUUUAGAAAAGGAGUUUAAAAACCCCUUUGAAGAUGUUGUAACUUGAAUACUCUGUCAAAUGAGACUGACUCGUAAGAGUUUACGACUCUGAGGAAGAAUAAGCAAAAAUCAAUAUUACGCACCUAAAGUAUGAAGUGGCACUGUUUAGCUCAUUACGCAACAUGUUUAGACUCGUUCUCCCGGCCUUUUUGUGUCACUGACCAAAAAAUAUCAUUUUCUUUAUAAGUAGCAAAAACUGAAAGAAUUUUUCCAUUGUUUCAGUUUAAUCUUUCGUUUGUUGCUACUGACGAUAAAGGAGCGAGUGCAACCUGGAGUCCCAAGAUUAAAAUGUGCGCCUGCUACCAUGGUGGUCAGUGUGUUCCCCCAGAGGAAGGUGACGAAGUCAACACUGACAGCAAAUUUGUGUUUAUGGGCUGCGCAUGUCAGGGAGGUUACACGGGAAGAUUCUGUGAUAGUGACAUUGAUGCCUGCGAGAUGAAUGGUCAGCCGUGUUAUGCAGGUGUUAAUUGCACUGACCUUCCUGCGCCAGCUAAUGUUAGUGGAUAUACGUGUGGACCCUGUCCAACAGGUUUUACCGGAAAUGGAGCGCAAUGUGCUGGUAGGUGCACUCCACUACAAAUCUUGUGUCUCCACCAGUCGUCGGUUCUUUUUCAAAAUUUUAACCUUCCCGUUGUCUUUUUUUAGAGAAAUAAUGCCUAGCAGCAAAAGACAGUUUGAUGGGCUUUUAUGGGCUUUAUUAGUCUAUUAAUUUGCGGUAUUGUUCCCACUCACUAAGUAUCUUCGUUUCUUGCUAUUUUUUUCUCUUAGAUUUUGAUGAAUGCCAGAGUAAUACAUCAAACAUAUGCGAACAAGAAUGUGUGAAUGUACCGGGAUCUUUCACUUGUGAUUGUCGCAAUGGAUACAAACUGAACGCAGACGGACGUAGCUGCGAUGGUAACACUUUGAAAGAUUAUUUCCUAAUAGUGUUUUUAAUAUAUUCAUUUUCUGGAUUUUGAAAAGUAUUUCUUCCUUAAUUUUCUUGAAAUUCAUUUCAUUCUAUAAAUUCAAGAAAAUGGAGUGCGUAUAUGCAUAAUCAUAUGUCAAGCGAGGCCAAGUGUAUAACGCACAAACACUUGUUCGCGUCCCGAAGCUUUCCCUUUCCCUUGGACUGACCUCGAAUUCGUCUAUGUGCAAAGAACAGAGGCACCCAACGAGAAUAUAGUUCAAAACCACUAAACAUAGCAUUGUUAAACGUAUUUUAGUAUUUAAACGGUAGCUAUAGGCAUAUUUUUAUCCCCUAAAAAUUCUUCAUCUGUUCGGAUUUCCUAGCUGAAAGUCUAGUGAUCCGAAAAUUAUAGGGAUCAAAACUUACCUUGUUGAAAAUUUCAGCCCGAAAAGAGACUCCGAAAAUUCUAGGUGACCUUUUUAGGGUAAAAAUCCGUUAAAAAUGGGCAAUUAUACCAUUUUUAGAUGUUCGAAAAUCCUAGGAGAGUCUGGCAAGCAAGAAAUUUACAACAAAUGUUCGGAAAAUUAUAGAUCUCAAAUCGUCUUCCGAACAGAUAUUUUUCGAUAAUUGACGUUGGGUACCCCUGAAAGAACGCUAAAAAAAACUUGGCCGAUAUUCAGCCGUUUUGACGUCAGGCUUGGUCGAUAACGCAUACAUGUAUAUGCGUCGCAUUUUUCCCGACCGAACUCGGGCUUUCUGCAGUUCAAAGUUGGAAUGCUGUUUAACUAAGAAAAUCAGGGUAAGUCGCCUUUAGUUGAUGCCUUAAUGUAACAUGUCAUUUUUUUGUAGAUAUAAAUGAAUGUGAGCCAACAAAUGACUGCAUGCAAACGUGUGACAACUCUCAAGGAAGCUACAACUGUUCAUGUAAUCCCGAGCUUUUUAAAACAGACCCCAACGACUGGAGAAAAUGUGUAGGUAAGUACUGUCCAGAUACCUAGUCGUUCAAUGCUUUUUAAGAACAGCCUUGUAAAUAGAUUUAAUUUUAAAGUAUGAUUUAACCUACCCUGGAUGCCAGAGACUUUUCUAGCGCGGUUCCCGUUUCUGUCAAGUCUUCGUAUGGCGCGUUGAUGAUUAAGAAACGGUCCAGAUAAGAACGAUAGCAACAACGGCAACGAACAUGUUGGAAUGCAAAAAAGGUGCUAACUUUUCUAUUGUCUGUACUUACUUCUGAUUGGCUUAAAUAGCAAAAGUUAACAAAACUUCAUAAAGCAGUACAUAUAUUCAUCCUUACUUUCCAACUAUCUUCCAUUUAACAAAAUCUGGUCUCAGUUUGAAUAACAAAGAAAUCCUAUGUGGGGAACAUGUAAAAUUGUAAACUUUUCUUGGCUAUUGUUUUCAACUCUUGUGAUUGGUCAAAAUCUUUUAACACAGAAAACACCCUUUGAAAGUGGAGUGUAAAUGCAUUUUAUUGCGUAAACGGCCUUCAUUUAGGUUUAUGCAUUCUCUGUGUAAAAAUGAGAACUCUCCUAUGUGGGGAAAGCACCGUUGCCGCAUAACAAAAGAAAUUGCUAUCCACCUUACCCGGAUCAUUACUUAAUUGAGGAAAUCGUACUUUGUUUGUGAUCCAUUUAUGCUGUUUCAGUUAGCCUCCCUACAGACGUCCUCUGGGGUUCGUUCGUCACGCACACGUGGGGGAGAAAUGAAUGCGUGACGAACGAACCCUAAAGGACGUCUGCGGGGAGGCUACUGCUGCAGUAAGCAUAAAUUCCGCCGCGGCUACGAUAAUUAUAGCGAAACUUGCGAACCUUGCUCGUUUUGUCGCUAACAUUUUGAUUCAAAACAUUAUUCGAGUUUUGUUGUGUAUUUUAUCGCUAUAUAUUAUUUACAUUUGAGUUAUAUAUUAUUUAACUUUUUUCAAUAUAUUUUAGCUGUAUAUAUCAUUAAUUUUUUUGUAAUUGGAUUACCAUUAUGGGAUGCAGUAAGCAUGAACUUGAGCAAGACAAAUAUGUUGUACUCCCAAAAAACAUUUGAUCAUAUUACACCCCUACCUCCCCAUAACGGCCACCUUUCCAAAACGGCCACUUUCUCCUGUCCCCAAGGCGGCUCGGGUUCGACUGUAGUCGAAUAAGAUAUAACCAGAACGCUCUUAGAACCGUUUAGUCGAGCUUGUUCGGAGAUUAGAUAAGAAACGAGGAGACGAUUAAUUCUAAAUGAGAUAGUAUUUCCUCGCUCAACGUUUUUUGCGUCCUACUUUAUCGACGGUAGAGUUAAACUGCGAAAACAGCCGUUUCUCGUCGCUCCUCGCCGCUUGAGACGUUUCGCAAGGAGGAACGUCUGCGACUCAGCGAUAGAAAUUCCAUACUGAUGACGUAAAUCAAUGUUUACAUAAUAUAUCCGGUGGUCAUGGGGUUCCCAAUACAAAUUUGUUCAAUUUUACGUUUCUCCUGGUCGAUUUCGGUAAAGUGUUGUGUUCAUCUACGAACCAGCACCAGCAAAACUCAAAUGCUUCUUCUAGAGAAGACUAUAUUCCGCAAAUGUUGACUGUUUUGUUAUAGAUUCAUCGCAUUUACAUUUGACCUUUGCAGCCUUUUGUCUUUUGUCUGUUAUUCGUAAACUAAAGAUAAAACAAUGUAACUACUCCAUCGUCCAAUCAGCGCUUAUGACCGGAUUCCGGACAGAAUUUACGUCACCAGUGUGGAACUUCUGUCGCUGAGUCGCAGAUGUCCUCCUCGCUAAACGUCCCUACCCUCAGCGGCGAAGAGUGAGGGGAAAUGGCUGUCUUCGCAGGCUACGGUAGAGUAUUCUUCAGGAUAUUUACUUUUUAUAUCAUUUCCAGGGAGCAAAAACGUGAUGAACAUGGCGCGUCAUGGCAUCAAUCAUCGUCGAAAUAAACCGCAUGCUUAUCAGGCCUGACCAGUUAGCUUUGCUCAUUAACAUUCUACGGUGGCUCAUAAGGACAAAACACUUCCCAGAGUCCAAAACACUUCUCACCAUCCAAAACGCAUCCCAGAAUCUGGAUUCUGGGAAGUGGUUUGGAUUCUGGGAAGUGUUUUUGGAUUCUGGGAAGUGUUUUGCAUUCUGGGAAGUGUUUUUGAAAUCUGGGAAGCGUUUUGUCCUUACGAGCCACCGUAACAUUCUUCUUUUUUCCGACCAUUAAAGUAUUUACUCGUUUUCUAGUAAUCAACGCUUUCAAGCGAUAGAAUUCGUGGACUGACCCGUUCAGAAAAAGCUCGACAUCUGUCGCAUUAAAGGGACAGUGUCCCGAUUAUGCGCACGCGCGAGCGUCAUCUGUUUUUUCUUCAAAAGACAAUAGAAUUGUCAAAUUGACUCGACAAGAUUUCCUUCCGGACCACACCGCCGACAGAGAUUUGUUGUUUAUAUUCUCAAGUAAUAUUUUAGACUUUGGCUCGCGGUUCGAAGACUCAUUGCGAUUUUAUCGCUAGCUGGCCGCCUCGCGACCCGAAAAUCUCGUUCCGCUCGCUUUAAAAACAUAUUUUCUAAUUUGAAACUCGUGUCAGAGGUCAAUCGCUCAAAGUCCAGUAAAAUCUGCCUGAUUUGGUCGCGUUCUAGCCUCAAACGUUUGAAAGACAUAAAUAAAAAUGGAAUCUCAACGCUAUGAAUCAUCACAAAGGUUAGUCAAAAAUGAUAUUAUGAUUUCAUGUCACUAGUUUUUCAAAACAUGUAGCGCCUGUUUGUUUGAUUUUGUCGGCAGUAGGGAGAUUCAUUUAAAAGUUUACUAACGCGUCGUUGCAAAACAUUCUGAUUCGAAUUUAAAGAAUAUAGUUCAAAACCACUUAAACAUAGCAUUGUUCGUAUUUUAGUAUUUAAACGGUAGAAAAUCCCCUAAAAAUUCUUCAUCUGUUCGGAUUUCCUAGCUGAAAGUCUAGUGAUCCGAAAAUUAUAGGGAUCAAAACUCGCCUUUUCGAAAAUUUCAGGAAGAAAAAAGGCUCCUGAAAAUUCUAGGUGACCUUUUUAGGUAAAAAAUCCGUUAAAAAUAGGCAAUUAUACCAUUUUUUAGAUGUUCGAAAAUCCAAGAUCUCCUUACAACAAAUGUUCCGAAAAUUCUAGAUCUCAAAUCGUAUUCCGAACAGAUAUUUUUCCGAAAAUUGUCGUUGGGUGCCCCUGAUCUCCUCAGUCACAUCAAUGUCUCAACUGUUUCUUUCUUACAGUCUUUAUUGCUGCUGUUUCAUUUCUUCGUAUUCCUUUCACAAUUAUCUGAGCUUGUAUGGAAGCUAGCAGAAGAAAUAAGCCUUCAAUCGGCAUCAAAGUGCUUCCAAUCUUUUGGUCCUCCGGCCAACGGCAAUAAAAGUAACGCCAAAAAAUCCAGAUUUUGCCCAAAUCGAAACUUAACAGGAACAAUAUAUCACUGAUCUAUAAUCCUGAGAAGUUUUAGUGUCGUGUUUAACCCGGCCAAACGCGAUGCAAACGGAUUUUUCAAGAUUCUCUUACUCUCCUCGCAUCUUUUGAUUUCGCGACAUCCUGUCCAAAAAUCAAAGUUCGGUGCAUGCGCAGUAACGGGAUACUGUUCCUUUAAGUUCCUAAGCUUUCUGCACGAAACAUGCAUGGAGCGAUUCUCAUCCCCAGUUUCCACGGCCUCUGCUAGGAACGCCUGGAACCAUGAACUCCGCCCCUCCCCCUUCCCCGGCGUACACAAACGAAAUAAAUAUUCUGAAGAAAACUCGACCUUCGAUAAAGUAAGACGUGAAAAAUUUUAGCGGGGAAAUCCUGUUUCGACCAGAAUUAACCGCCUUCUUAUUUAUUAUCUAAUUUCCAAGAAAGCUCGACUUAAGAGCCAAUGUCGGAAAAUAUCGAGAAUCUCAAAUCAGUUCUAAAAAUUCGAAUUUUGGCUAAUACCACCCAAACAACCCUUUAGGUGAACUAUUUCAAGAAAUGAUAUUAAGAAAUCCUCAAGUGCUUUACAUCUUGAGAAAUUUGGAAAAGUUCGCGAAAUUGUUGCAAAUUUCAAUAAUUUUCAAGGAAGCAGUUUAAGCGUUAUGAUUCAUGAUUGCGACUUUUUGUCAAGUUCAUUUUUACUAAACUUAAUCUAUCCAUCUGACCUUGUUGGUCGAUAGUUUAUUGGGGCAUUUCGUAAACAGCUCUUGAAGCCUUGUGGACUUGACCUGCCGGAAGCAUUUUUACUUCCGAGUCCAUGCAGAAUUUAAAAAUGAUCACCAGACGCGAUUUUCAGUUGCUCGUUUUUCAGGGUUUUUUUUCUUUUUGUAUUUUUCAACGGACAAUUUCGCCUUUUGAGCUUUUCAGAUAGCAAUACCUGUUGACAUGCCGAAAUUUUCAUCAUUUCUCAACGCUUUGCUGGGCUAGAAAUAACUUUGGUGUGAUUUUCUCCUUCAUAUAAACGGUUUCCGCUUUGUUUUCAUUUCACGUUCUUGUCGCUUACGGUAGCCCAAAGAGCUAUAUUUAAAUCUUAUUUUUUGCAAGCGUUUAAAUUCUCAGAGCUGAAACUUCAGAGCUAGUUAAAAGAAUCACAGCUCUCUUAUUUAGUCUAAUCAUAUUUUAAAUUUGAGGCAAACUAGCAUCGACUUUUUGCGGUCAGUUAAAGUUGGGCGUUGUUUCGACCGCUAAAACAGUAUACAAUCAAGGUGCAAGCAAUGAAAGCCCAAAACUAUAUUAGAAAACUUAUUUUGCGAGACAUUUUUAUGCAGUCUUAAAGCUCUGAGUAACUGGUAAAUGCGUGUGCAACAUCAAGUCAAUAAGAGCUUUUGCGCGCUUGUACUGCUUCCUUGAAAAUUGGUGAAAUUUGCAACAAUUUCGCGAAUAAAAAAAUGUAUUUCUAUCGAAUUUUCGAACUUUUCCAAAUUUCUCAAAAUGUAAAGCGAUUGAGGAUUUCUUAAUAUCAUUUCUUGAAAUAGUUCACCUAAAGAGUGGUUUUUGUGGUAUUAGCCAAAAUUCGAAUUUUUAGAACUGAUUUGAGAUUCUCCAUAUUUUCCGACAUUGGCUCUUGAUGCUUUUAAAUGCGUCCUUUUUUAAAAAAAAUGUCUGUAUAUUUUUUUAAAACCAUUGUUUAUUAUCCAAAUCACCAGUAGAUCAUGGCAUCUAACUUCGAAGGAACAAUAUUUAAUUUUUUUUUACUUUGUUCAUUCGUAGCCAAGAAACCUUGCUCUUCAAAUCCUGGCUGUGACCAUGUUUGCUACACCAGCGACGACCAACCAUUAUGCGCAUGCUUCGCUAACUACGAGCUACAGAGUAAUGGAAAGACAUGCAAAGGUACUGGGUCAGUCAGUUUAUUCCGAAACCGUUUAAGCAUCUCUCUUCUAUGAGAUAACUUGAUUUCUCGGUUCGCAAACUUAUUUCAGACUCAAUUUGAAAUGGUAGACAAAAUCCUCUUAGCAAUAAACAAGCGAAGAUAGAGCAUCAGAAAGUCGCGAUUUUCAAUUCGCGUUUAUAAAGUCAAAAUAUUUUGUGCAAUCAAAAUAGGCUAAAAGAACUGAACUCCAACAAAAUACGCGUGACUGGCGAAAGUGGCGGACAAUAAGAAUAUAGCUUAAUCACGAACUUGCCUUUGAGGCUUUACCGUCAAGUAUCUACAAUUAUUUGAAGACACCAAGAAUAUAUACAUACACUCAACACCAACUAAAGUGUGUAGGCGGGUUUCGAGUCUUCUCCUAACUGGUCAAAAGAAAGUGGUGUUUUUUGUCUUAGGAUUGGCUGUUACGUAUACCUUUGGACGAUUUUCUAAGAAUAUAACGAUGUCUCUUCUCAUAGCCAAUCAGAACUUGUCGUUAUCGGUUUAUCAUUUGCGUGCCAGUGCUUUUUUUCUUUUUUUUAUCUUUAUAUAUAACACGCUAGAGCGAACAGUAGCCCAAUAGGCGACGUACAAAUAUUUACAGUGUAGUUCAAAUAUAGAAAAAAUUACUACAUUUGACACCUAAUAGAUCAAUCAGUGGUUCUCAGCUGCUUACACCACAGUGUGAGUGCAUUAAAGCAAUCCAAAGUCAACAGAACAACACAAUACGAUUGCUUUAAUCUCACAGGAAAAUACACUUCGAAACGCAUACAGAAUUCAAGACUCGAUUCCACGAUUACGACCGACACUUGCGAUAAAAAACGAUAGUUAAGCGAUGGUAUAUGAGCUUGUCCCUUUACAACUGUGAGUACUUGAACUUCUGCGUAGCUUGUAUUAGACUUGUACCACAAGAUGAACGAUAGCUGUACGAUUUGUACGGUUUCGUAAACUAUAAAACAAAAAGUAAAUAUCAAUAAAUACUAGAAAAACCUAGUAAAGAAAAAGGGCGAACUAAAAACUUACUAUUGUUUCCUCUAUAACGCCGUAAAAGAAAUGAUAACCGUAAAAACUACGUUUCGAAAUAACGACUUCACCGUAAGACAUUUCUUUCCAUCGAUCGAGCACAUGGAUUCCUUCUUCCCGUGACGCGUUGCGAGGCGGCACGCCAAGGCGUGCGUGACAUUACGCGUGCGCUCCCUUAGUCACAACGUAACGGCAGUAACACACAGAAAAAGAAAAAAGCGAAAAAAGUUUGGAACUAAACAGUCAACAGUUUCCAUUUCUACUCAACUUUGCGGGAGGAACUUGAGCAGCCAGCUCUCAAAAGAUUGAAUUCCCGUGACAUUUAUGAUGCCAACGACGCUGUCUGUUACAGUCCGUUGAAUUUAUUGCUUCGUAACAUUAUAUACAUAUUUAUCUUGUCAGACAUCGAUGAGUGCGACCCAGACAAAUCUCUUCAUCGUUGCAAUCAGAUUUGUGAAAAUACUUUAGGAAGUUACAACUGCUUGUGUGAAAAGGGAUUCGAAAUAAGCAGAGAUGGAUACACGUGUGAAGGUAUGAAGGCAGUGUGUGCUAUUAUAACUUACUGCCGUUCUAACUUUAAUAUACUCCAACUUCACUCUUUGACUUCAACUGAGGAUAUAAAAUUGUAGAAUACCUUUAAUUUAAUUUCCACUCGAUUAGUAGUUUACUACCCAAGUCCCAAGUUAUAUUCUCGGGCGAUGAAGGAAAGUGGUUUUAUUUUUUGUGGUUUAAAUGCAAUUAAAUUUCGUCCGACAUCAAACCACCAUGUUUUUGCGGCCUGGUUUCCACCGGUAGAUGUCAGCAGAAGCCAGGUUACCCGGAAUUCGCGGCAAAAAAUUCGUGACAUCACUUUCUUAGCCGGUCGGCUCAUACAUCACGACUAAUUUAUCAAACCUCUCUUGAUUGAUUUCCUGGUUCUCCUCUACUUAUAUUUAAUUAAAUGCGCUACUGUUUUCGAAAGUCUUUCAUUUUGAGAAGUCGCUGUCCUGUCCAGGAGAGAAGCAACCGCUUCAAUGCAGUGAAUUGCGCUAUACAGAUGCGGGUCUGACAGAGAAAAUAUAUGAUGUGUAGGUCCGAAAAAAGACAAAUGAUGCUAAACCCAAGCCUUCACACCUCUUCAGCUUUCUACUGCAACAUGCAAUCUGUAUAACUAACUGGAUCCAAAACAUAUAUAUAUAUAUAUAUAUAUUCAAUGCUCUUCAAUUAAAUGAAUUGAGCGCUCUACGGAAUACGUUCUACCCAGAAUACAAAUAUUUAUAUAUAUAUAUAUAUAUAUAUAUGAGCUUCUUAUCUCAUCGUGUUUUUAUUAGAAGAGAAAAAUAUUUUAAAGGAAAUAAAGGGAGAUGUAAAGAAUAAACCACAAGAGGACACAGAAAAAAUCUGAGCCCAAGAUAGGAUUCGAACCCACGACCCUCUGAGGACUCGCUGGCGAGCAAGGGUCAUUUUUUUAGCUCAUGGAUGACGUAGUCAUGCCAUGGGCUUUUGGAGGCACUCGAAUGGCACUCGAUCACUCACUCACUCACUCACUCACUCGAUUCUCAUUAAUUUAUUCAUUAAAGUCAAAUUAAACACUUCACUGUUACCUCCCUUGCUUAGUAUUACUUUUGUUCCAAGUGCCUUUUACGCAUAUGUUUGGCAUAUUCUACAGGGUACUAGUAAGGGGUACAUUUUUUUCCCCACACAAAAGAGUAGCCAGCCGAAGAUGGGUUUUGCAUGAAUGGAAAUAUUCUAAAGACCACUGACCAUGUCAUCUGCAUGGAAGAUGGACUUGGAAUUGUUAAAAGGACGUUGAAAUAAUUGAGCGUGGAUCAUUAUUGAAUAUUUGGACGAAUUGUGCACAUUUGUUCCAGAUAUUACUAGAUAUGGAGAAGAUGCGAUCGACAGGAGUGUGAAAGAGCUAUCGAAGCCUGACGAUGGGAUUUCGUUCAGCGAAAAGCGAAUAAGAUAAGCCAAAGAGCCUUAGCUACAAAGAAAAGAUCCUCGAAUUGUAAAGCGACGUUGACCUUCACAUGAGGAAGCAAAUUAUUUUACAAGUAAAAAGCGCCAUAAAAUGCUGCGCUGAUAACAAGUUUCUAGAAUAUUCAGGUGCACAUGCAAUCGGAUAUUCGACUGUGUCGGGUUUGGAUUCCUAAGGUCAGAACACGUACAGCUUCGCGCAAGGAUAAAGUGAGUGCUAUAUAGAGAUGCCAAAAAGUUACCGAAGAAAUGCUGACGAAAUAUGAAAUGAUUUUUAAAACCGACACUGUAUGCCAAAGACCAAAUGCUAUAAAGAAUGUGAACAUGAUUUAUCAACUAACCAACACUCAGAGAAAGUCAUGAAAUAUAAAAACAACUCAGGAGGAUCUUUUCCGGAAGUGAAUAUGUUACAAUGCCCAAGCAGUUUAAAACAAGUGAAUUUCAAAAUGGAAUGUUUCUCAAGCCCUCCUGAGUUACUAUAAAUACAGAGGUGAUAAUUUUCAAGAUUCGGUUGUCAACAAUAACGAAAUUUAAUCAUGAAAUUCAAGAGCAGUGGCACUUUGCACCCAUGCUCGUUUACGGUUCAAUUCAUCCAUGAGCUCGCUCCUAAGAGCCUUUGAUUUGUGGGUUGGACUUACGAACCGCAUCAUGCAGUCUCAGAGUCCAUCACAAGCUAACACAUUAAGGCUUAACUGCAUCACGCAGUCACAUGAAUUGACCACUUCAGAAAUACCAUAACAUACCAUAAUGCUCUUUGUUUUGCACCCCAAAAUUUUGCAUAAGCAUUGUUUUCAGUUUCUCUUGGGGCCAUUUUCAGGGGCACCCAAUGGAUCUGUUCCUCAAAAUAUCUGUUCUUCAGGCAUAUUUUUGCUGGCUGGGAGAUGUGAAAGAAAUAAUAGUCCUUGGAAGGAAAGUGUUGCUGGGAAAAAGAUAAUUCAGGGUGUCAGAGGGGAUUUGAAGUCUAGAAUAGCUGCCACGGGUUACUUGUAUGGGUUACUUACCACUCAAGAUCUGAAUAUUGUGCCCUAUGAAACUUCCCAGUAAGUCAGGUUGCAGGUUGUAAGGUUGCUGGCUGGGAACUUUUUCAUCAGUCUUGCUGGGAGUGAGGAACAGAUAAUUUUUUUCCAGCAAUCUCCCAAAAUGCUUAAAAUAGUCUCAGAAAACUUCAUUCACGCUUUGUUGUUGUUUUUAGGUCUUUUUCUCAAAAUUUCCCGUUGGGUGCCCCUGCAUUUUAACUCCCAAGAGAAUCUGAAGACAAUGCUUAUGCAAAAUUUUGGAGUGACAAAUUAUGGUAUUUCUAGAGUGGUCAAAAGCAAGAAAUGCCUUGCCUAUGAAGAAGCCUCCAACCAACCAACCUAUACCACUGCCAGAUAUAUAUAAUGUUAUAAAGACAUCUCCCUUUAUUUCCAUAAAUAGAUAAUGAGUAGUUCAACUGAUUACCUGCCCUUUUUUUUUUCUUUUAAUGCAGAUGUCAACGAGUGUGUGAAUGAUGAUUUAUUCAAUUGCACGGAUGAGUUUCACAUUUGCGUUAACACUCGUGGCUCGUACAAGUGUGAAUGUGGUCAAAACCUGUGCUUUAUUGAUGGAAAAUGCAGAGGUAAUAUACCAGUUCAGAGGUAAUGUGUCAGUACAUAUGUUGUCAAAGCUCAAGUCACCAAGACUACACUCCGCUCGGAUUAAGAUCACAUUCCUCUUACUUAUGUUAUUGUUCCUGGGCUCAAACCAUUCAUAAUGAGCAAAGAGGUGAGAAUGAUUAUUUUGGGACUUGAGCCCGUUACACUGUCCGCCUCCGCCUCCCGCCUCCCGCUCCCCCUCCCCCUCCCUCACUUUCCCUUUCUCUCUAGCAUCAGCAAAGAUGCUCACCUGUAACUCUCCUGAAAAUAAACGGUGGUUAAUUGAUUUACAUACGCUGACCGCGCAGGCAGCCUUGAACUUUAGUUUCCACUUAUGCUAAAGCUACUAACAAGCCAUCCUUAUCCUGUCUUUGUUGUAAAUUGAAAGCUAUUUGAAGAUCUCGUGGCAGAAUGAUAUUGUUCGUUUUUCCUGUCUGCAGCCACAGAAUCAUGUGAUCCUCCGCUUCCGCCGCAUAAACAGGCAAAUACAAAAGAAAAGGAAAAUGCUGUAGAGAUUACGAUUGCAGCGAGCAACGAAGUAAGUGAAACAUUUUCCCGCCUGUUUAGUCAGGGACCCUUAGUAUGAAUGAGUAUUGGUAAUGCAGUGCUGCAUGAGUAGAAUGAAGUGAUUGGCUGACGUCUUAAGCCACCAGGGCAAAAAGUAAUACAUCUCGAAGCUUCAUCUGCAGAAACUGGGUUAAACCUCCCCACCGGACUGACCCUCAUAAAGUAAACUAAACUUCAAUUAACCCUGCUUUACGGAAACCCGCGUAAUACCCCCGAGAAAAGCCUAAACCUAUUUUUGUUAAAUUCAAUCCAAUUAAAACGGACCACGUUAAUGCGGACAAAGAUUACGUUUUUUUUUGUUGUUGUUGUUGUUUUUUUAACAAUCAACAGAUUCUCGCAGAAUGUUAAAUAUUUUUAGUUUAACUUACGUUUGCGUAGCCUUUUUUGCGCUUUUGCACAGAAGGGACUACGCUGGGUGCGCUUGUCUGCCACUCAACGGAGAAGCUUUGGGAAUUAGUAAUAUUCAAAUACUGAUUUACGAUCUUCUCAGUAACAUAAAAGGGGAAAAGGUGUUUGCGCGGAAUCAAUAUUGGAGUUCUUUAUAAAAAUUAAUUAUAUCAGCAUCAAACCCUAGUCAAGUAUUUAUAUUAAGUCCGAAGGUUCUGUCGACCAAUGCCCUAACAAAACCAAUUUGUGACGUAAAGCGGUGAGGCUAAAAGUAAUUGGUUAAAAUUCCCAUAACCUUUUUUUGCGAAACACAGUCCACUGUGGUUUUAAGAUGUGACUAUCACCUUUCUUUAUGUUAUUGUCGACUGCCUUUUGUAGUCAACGCUUUUAGAACUACAGGACUUCGAAAUUUUUGUUUUAUCGACGAUAUUUUACUAUCAUUAAAAUGGUGACCAUUAGUUUUGGGUUUUUGAGACAGAACACGAUGUUGAAUAAUUUUUCACCUUUAUGCAGCUGUAUUUCUCGGCGUUGGGAGGUUUAUUUCCAAAAGCGUUUUUGGGAGCUUAUUGCACCAAUAACUGCCUCUGGGUUCGUAAAGUUUGAGGGGGUUAACGAGAUAUUUUGGGAUGAAAUUUUUAUGUUAAGAAACAUAGUAAAACGUGCAACGACCUUAAUGAUUGGUCAAUUUCUAUAUAAAACCAAAGCGCUUUCCAAUGCCAAUUCACCUCUUAGUAGUUAUAUUUCAUUUAAAAACGAGUGUGAAAAGAUCAUGGAGUUAUUGUAGCUUUACUCCACUAAAACCUCCCACAGAGACGUUCUCGGGUUCGUCACGCGUUCCUACCUCACAAAGUGGGGCAGGAACGCGUGACGAACCCCUGAGAACGUCUUCGCGUGAGGCUGCCUCCAGUAUUGCUAGAAAGCGCAUUGCGGUGCAUUACGGUGCUCUUGUUGGCGUUUUUGUUAUUGUGGCCUAUUUUAACAAAUGUGCAAAUAAUUUGAAAAUUGAUAUUCUCGAGAUUAAUCAUCGGUUUAUAUGACUUUUGAGUUCCAAGUUCAUUAAAAGCUUGAACUCAUGUCAAUAAAAAAUGGACUCCUGUGCGCUGAUGGUUCUGUUGCAAAUUUUGUCUUUUCAAUAAGGGACGGACCAUUAGAAAAGUGAUGGGGUGGGGGGGGGGUGGGGAAAAAAAACAAAAAAUAUUCAUGCAAGAGAAAAUGCCAAGAAUUCAUGCAAAGGAGAAGGUAAAGAAAAAAAAUUCAUGCAGAAGGAAGGUCCAAUUGUGACUUUUUCAUAAAGUCUGAGUUUCCGAAAUCAACAGUAUUACCAGACACAAUAUGAAUAAACAAAAAUCACUUCCUUCUUAUGAAAGGAGACCAUUAUAUUAGAACCUUGUUUUUGUUUUAAAUUGCAGCUAGUGUACCUACAACAUACACUGUAUACUGUAUUAUAAUAAAAAUAAUAAAAUAAAAUUUGUAAUAAAUAAAUAUUAGAAUUUGGUAGCUUUGUAAAUAUUCUAUAAAAUUAUUUGUGCCCACAAAAAGAUACACCUACGCUAUUGGUCCCUUUUGCAGCCAAUGGCAAGUUAGUAUUUUCGAUCCCAGCCACCAGUAUUUAAACAGCCUGCUUCGCUCUUUGUACCUAAGACUUUAUCAUAGUAGCAACUGACGAGAAAUGCUAUAGUUUCGAAACUGCAGUCUUGCGUAAGAAUUCAUUGCAGUCGCAUAGACGACUGUUAAGCAAAAACUUAAGUAAAUACCUUCGAAGGCACAACAAGGCAUCGCGCUCUAGUUCAAAGACUCACUUAUGUUAAGAAAAACUAAAUGGACUGUGUGAGCGCUAAGAGAAUUAUCUUGACUGACGCACGGCAUAUUUCUCCAAACUUGGUGUAGCUUUAGUUUUAGCUACAAUGUACAACUCAAAUCUGAAGAUCGCACUAUCUGUGGAAAUUCAAAAUCCUGCAAACCACAGUACAGAGCUGGGCCCAGAGUCAUACUCACAUGGCAGGAAAUAAUCACAUUCACGGACAAAGAAACUUGCAUGCAUGCAUAUAGUUAUUCAGGUACAGUCAUUUCCGAGAAAACCAAAAAAACUAAAAUCUUUAUUCAUCCGUAAUAAACAGAGUUCAAAGGAUAUAAAACACUUUACAACUGCAUCUGAAAUCAAAUCCUAUCAGGGACACCUACAGAAGCAUAAACCACAGGAAAUGAUUACUCAGUAUGCAUGUAACAAACCGGCUUCAUGACCUCUAAAUAUGAGACUUAGUGGAGCAAAAACAAGAUUUACUCAGUCAAAGUUUAGAGUGCUACUAUACACGUCUUGCACUGUGUAGUGCUAGUAAACUUCGCGCGAGAGAAAAAAAGAAAGAGAACCACUGUUCAAGCAGACUCUCAAAAUCACGUUUCACUUUAUCACGAGCUUAUGAGUUGUGUUUGGCCUAUCAACGCUUAUUUCUUGCUGUUUUGGUGAAUGGAGUAUGGCAUCAUUAUGAUCGGCUGUAGGAGAGGAAUUCCAGAGGGCAGGGACUGAAAAAAUGCACAGGGAAGCCGUCCACUCCAAGUGGCUUCCUCUUCUCUCACUAGUCUCACCGUGCGUACAUUUUCUAAAAGAUUUUGCAUUAAAGUGGCCUGUAUCCUUUGUUCUGUUGUGAGUGUAGAAUAAUUUAUAAAGCCCAAAAACGUAGAUAAUGAUUCAAGAUUUCACUGUUCAAAAAAAAGCAAUAUUUGUCUGAAAAAAAAAAUUCGUGCAGAGGGGUUCACCUGAAAAAAAAAUUCCUGCAAGCUGAAAAUUCCCCCCCCCAUCACUUCUCUAAUGGUCCGUCCCUAAUAUAUCUUGAUUACGCUCACAUAAAUUUUGCUCAACUUGAGGAUAUUGUGACAGCUAUUGGAGGAACAAGCUCCCGUGAAAGAUUUUGGAGAAAAAAACCUCCCAGUGCCGAGAAAUAACUCUGCAAGUAAAAUAGGUAAUGACGUCACUACGUUGCAAUGGCAACCCCGAUGUCAAUAAAACACUAAUCAUUACAAAUUUUCAUCUUUGACUGAAACAGUUAUGGUGAUAGUUUUCCUAAUGUAUAGCUUUGUUAAUGGCGACGUAGUUAAUGUUCAAACUUGAGAGGUAUUGUACCUAAAAAAUUGAGUAGAGCCACCUUAAUACAAGAAUACCGUUAAUGCGGCCACUUGUUAUGGUUGCCUCAGUGUCCGUAUUAAAUUAUGCAUGUAAACAAGUAUUCACCCCAACUUAGGAAAGACAUAAUUCAGUGGUAUUUGUAAAACCUAAAAGUAGUGUGCAUUCCAAACCACAGUGGCUCGCCGUAAGUCUUCAUUUCUUAUAAAAAAUGUAGAAAUUUGCUAACCCAUGUUUGUUACAAAAUCAUCUUUUUCUACAGUUCAAAUGGGAUUUCAAUACUGACAAGUCUUUCAAAGAAAAAACAGCUGUAGUCACCACCAGCUACUGUACAGAGAACAGGACAGAAUGUGCACUGAAGCAGGAACCGCGUUUCAGGUAAAUACAUCGUACAUACGUAGUGCCGUUCCUUCCACAUAACAGCACGGUUAGCUCAGUUAGAAGAGCGCCGGUAAACAAAGUGGAAAGUCAAGGGCUUAAAUCCUAAGAGGAACUUCAACCAUGGAUUUUUAAUAUUUUGAUAACAUCUCUCCGGCUGCAAACCGGCUGCAUCUUGUCUCACUUUAAGGUUGCGACGUUGAGCCGCUGACAUUGUUUCCUUUGGAGUUCAACGUUGCUACGGAGGAUGAAAGCACUGGCUUCUCACCAAUGUAGCGUGGGUUCGAACCUCGGCGUCGAUGCCAUAACCUGUAUAGUAUUCGUUUCCGUUUCCUAAUAGCCAAACGAGAGGAACUGUGGUCGUUUCUUCCGAAACUAGAUCGCCUGACAGCGUUUCGCCCAGACCUAAGUUGGCUUGCCCGAUAACAUACAACACUCUGACACACGAUGAACGUACUUAUCAGAGAUGUUUAGUAAAGCUUGGAUUCCACAUGUGCAGUCACUGUCCUUCCAUGCUUAUUCCUUUUUCUCAGGUUUGAAGAACGACAAAUACACAUCGGGCGAAACGACUUAGUCUGGGUGAACUGCCAUCGGGCGAUUCGACUAAAUGCAGAGAAAACGCAAACGAUUGCUUCGCAAGUUAAAGCUCAUCCUCGGUGUAAGAACCUGUUAACCUCACGGGUGACUUAGGGCCUGUUUACAUGGAGGUGGGGGACCCCAGGUAGGUGAGGUAACCUGCUUAGGUGAGGUAAAAAAAUAACCCUCCUUUACAUGCAAUCUUACAACCCCGCCUUUUCGGGGUGCACUUUCUCAAGAUUAUUGAAUGGUCGCUAAGCACGUAAACAAGAAAAAUGCUGGCAAACCACGAGUUUUGGCGAUAAAUGCACUUCUUCACUCACUUGUUGCUCUUGCUGCAACCCGUCAGUGCAAUAGCUUUCUAUUGUUAACUUUAAUCAUAAUGCAAAGACACCGCGAAAGUGAAUUUUGCGCGAAUUUGAUGUAUCACGAAUCCGACCCCGGCCAGGCGGGUUACCCCACCUUGAAACGUUUACAUGACAAAUUGUGACCCCGGCUGAGAGGGUAACCCGGUCUGGUAGACCGGGCUACCCGCCUUGGCGGGUCACCCCACCUAUCAUGUAAACGUGAUCAAAUGAAAAUGAGAGAUUAUAUGGACAGGCGGGUUACCCCACCUAAGCGGGUUAUCUCAGCUACCUGGGGUCCCCCACCUCCAUGUAAACAGGCCCUUAAAUAAAGAAAACAAAGAACUAAACACAAUAGAACCUAGAAAAACAAAAGGCGCGAACAAAGAAAAAGUUCACAGGUUCUUACACCGAGGUAAAACCCAGGUUAAAUGUAGGUAGAGCUCUUUGUAAGUUCUCUUCUCUGCUUUAAGAGGUUUUUCUCCGACUAUUCCUGGUUUUCAAUCUCCUUAAAAACCAACAUUUCCCAACUCAAAUUCUAUCCGGAAUCCGGAAUAUGGUAGACGAAUAGCCACUAACUGGAUAUGUUAUCACUAAAUCAUAUUUAUAUAUGUAUUUAAUGGUCCAAGGUGACAAGAAUCACCCCACCCCACCUCCCCUCCCCCCUAAAUAUUAUUUUCAAAAUAAAAGUCACCGGAAUUAUAUGUUUUAUGAGCUGCAUUUGUAUGGAUUACCAUGGGCUCAAAUCAGUGCGCUUCGCCCGUUUACGGUUACCUUGGCAAUAAGCACUUGUAAGGAGAACAAAAGAGCGGAAUUAAAGUUAAGUAUUCGCUUAUUUGUUGGUUUUUAGACGUGCUCUUGAUUUUGAACUCUACACUGCUGACUAUGUCCACCUUCUGCCUGGGUAUCCUAGAAACGGCUCAGUCUCUCGCGCUGUGGCUUUUUACGUACAGCAGCCGCCAGGAUUAUUUAUCGGAAAUAACUCAGUAUUACCUAGCAACACUUUGGUUGAUAUCGUCGCAUUAUACAAGUCUGAGCUUGAGGGUGCAAUUGGGGCAACCAUAUCCAGUGUAAAAGCUCUCUUCACACCAACCGGAACGACGACGACAACAAGAAUACCUAUCGAGGAAAGUGAAAACAACAACUGGAAAUGGAUUGUAAUCGGUGUUAUUGUUGGAAUACUUUUCAUCAUUCUGAUUAUUGCCUUCGUAUUUUGGCGGUAAGUUUUCUGUGUAUAUUUCCUGGCAGCAUUCGAAUACAUUCGUCUCUUCUCGCUUCUGUUAGGGCCGACCAUUUAACUCUUGACAGGGGGGGAGAGGGGGUGAUUUUGAAAAAAAAUUUCCAGCAAGCGCUUGUCCGAAGAAAAAAAUUGCGUGCAGCACAAAUGUAAUAGAAUACUUAUGGGGAAAAAAGGGAAAAAAAUAUCCUGCCCACCAGAUUGCUAGAAAAAAAUUCUUGAUGAUCAGAAAUCACCCACCCUAAACCCUUCCCCCCUCAAGAGUUAAAUGGUGGCCCCUUAGCUCCCUUAGAGAGGAGAGACGGAUAGCUGUAUUAGCAGGCUAACUUCCUUAUCAGUUUUUCAUAUAACAGUUAUUAAAAACAGAUACUUUUUAAUCUCACUGGACUGUGAGCAACUGUGGUACUACGCCCAGCUCAUGUAUUAUGAAGCAAACAAGAGUGCACUGUUGGAAAGUGUGCAUGUUUGUCACGUGCGGAUUUUGGAGCCAUGCAUCUAAAUGCAACAAUACAUAUAGGUCACCCUGAGUUGUACAUGUUCCAUUACAAUAAAUUUAAUAAAUGCCUCAAGAUUACAGACGCUGUACUUGUUUUUUUUUUACAAGCAAUAUUUGUGCAAGUGUUGUGAGCUUUUAGGCAAUUCGAUGAGCAGAAAAGCAAGGAAUAAAAUGAUCUACAUGAUCACAUAGAAUUAUUAGGGACGUUUAGAUCCAACGACGCGACGGCAACGAGAACGUCCCCUAAAAAGUGAAUUUGCGUUCCUUCAGUCUUAGUAGCGAUUAUUCCUACCCAUUUACUUUGUCAAAUGUAGGCGAACCCUCCCGAAGUUGAAUUUCAAGGGACCAUAACCAAGCUCAGAAAGAGAAAUAAAAUUUCGUCGUUGCUUGUUUACGUCCUCCAUAAACGCAAAAUUAGGCAUUUUCACGUCGUAGUCGUGCAAAAACAGGAAAGAAAUGUACAAAAAAGCGUUAUAAACGUGCGAAGUUGUUGUUCUGCUUAUUAAACCAGUUGUUUUUUUGACGUUCUCGUUGCCGACUGCGUUGUUGGAUCUUCAAGUCCCUAUUACUGAGGUAGGGGACAUCGUACAAAGGAAAUGAAUCUCUAGUAUGAUUCAAAAUAUCUCACUAAGCUGGCGAAUUAUCGUGGGGUACACUUCGACGGACCUAAAGCUGUUACUGACCCAACAUAUUCGUUCUCUUUCUUCUUUAGUAUAAAGAAGAAGAAACCUUUAAAAGUAAAACCAGGCUCAGAUGAGGUCCCUGAAGACGCAAUCAUCAUGGAAAGUUACAAUACUGCAUCAAGUCGUGAACGUCUAACUGCCUGGAAGUGA